AUGGCCGGUCCCGCGGCCAGCAACCUCUGCGUCUACAAGCAGGCCGCUGCUCCGAUCAUCGAGACGUCGUGUUCGGGCGGCGUGGGGCUGCUCUUCAUGUUCGGGCAGACCGGCAGCGGCAAGACCCACACCAUGCAUGCGGUCCACGAGCUCGCGGCGUUGGAGAUUUUCGGCAGCGAUCCGGCUGCCGUGGGUGUGCAGUUCCUCGAGCUUCGCGGGGACAAAGCCUUCGACCUCCUGGCGAAUCCGGAAGGAAAGAGCAAGACCUUCCCCGAGCUGCGCCUGCGGGAGCACGCCGGCGCCUAUCACGCCGAAGGAGCCAUGGAGCUCUCUCCGCGCUCUCCAGAGGACAUGCAGGUGGUGCUGGAGACGGCGCACGCUCGACGGAGGACCGCAAGCACGGGAGCCAAUGCGGUGUCCUCCCGGAGCCACGCGGUCUGCUUGCUGCGGAUCCAGAGAAAGGGGCCUGAGGAAAGCCGGGAGCCAACCGGGCCCAAGGGGCUGCUUGGGCCCAGAGCCGGUCUGCUGGUGCUGGUGGACUGCGCCGGCAGCGAGCGGAAGAAGGAUUCCAGGGGCCACUCCAAGGAGCAGCAGCAGGAGAGCGCGGAGAUCAACGCCUCGCUCGGGGGCCCAGUGCCAAGAGCUGCAGAGAACGGGCACAGCUGGCGUGCCCUCGGAGCUCCGAGGCUCUAUGCUUUGAAGGCUGGCGGUGAUUUGCACGGUGUCGCCUUGCGCGUGACGACGCUUCGAUUGGGCACAGCGCUGGCGGGAUGCUGUGAGCAGGAAGAGAAGGCGCGCAGACCUUCGACAGAUCACUCACAUCACACUUUACACAUCACUUGCAACUUCUUUUCUCGCGUCCUGCGCCUGAUCAGGAUUUCCUGGAGCAAGUGCCCUCGGAACGGCGCGGGCCGUCGAAGACUCCAAAGCAGUGGACGCCGGAGAGCCGCCCCUCACGAAUCAUUUUCUAUCCUCAAUGGGCGAGAGGGAGGGAGAGAGCGAGAGAGAGCGAGAGAGAGUGCCUGCAGGUCCUGGUAG
Symbiodinium necroappetens is the source of this 1038-nucleotide messenger RNA. NCBI's taxonomy places the organism in Eukaryota, Dinophyceae, Suessiales, Symbiodiniaceae. The record is from the annotation of a GenBank genome assembly.